GGAUAAAGUAAUCAUAAUAUGUCAAAAGAAACUGGAUUGACCGACAUUUUACAAAAAUAUGAUGAAUUUAUCAACUUGAAACUCAAACCCAAUCUCAAAGCAGUACUCGAUUCUAGAGACGAAGUAUUUAACACAAUAUCUGAAUAUCAAAAACUGAAAAGUCAGAUUGAAUUGAUUCAAAAAGGUGAACAUAAGGAACUGAAAACAAUGGUUGAUCUUGGUUCUCAAUUUUAUGUUCAAGCUCAUGUUCCUGAUACCACUUAUAUUUAUGUAAAUGUUGGAUUUGGAUUCCAUGUACAGUUUACUUUGGAUGAAGCCAAAGUAUUUAUUGACAAGAAGGAACAACGAUUACAAAGCUCUGUAGACAAAUAUACUGAAGAAGCGGACAAGAUACGGGCUCAUAUCAAAAUGGUCUUAGAAGCAAUGGCUGAAGCCAUGGAUAGCACCAAGUAGAUAUUCAUCUUUUUUUUUCAUCAUCAUUUUAGAAUUCCAUUACAUAUUAUUCUUAUCAUCAACAUUAUCAUCAUGUACAUAUUAUCUAUUUAUUAAUAUAUUAGAAAAAUAACAAUAAAACCUUCCUUAGUUUAUAAAGAUUGUAUUUAUGAAUUUUACAAAUAAAUUCUUUGA
This is a messenger RNA of Halteromyces radiatus, 627 nucleotides long. RefSeq names its product Prefoldin alpha-like protein. Gene Ontology annotation, biological process: negative regulation of transcription by RNA polymerase II. The record is from RefSeq and is a predicted model, not a curated record. Lineage: Eukaryota; Fungi; Mucoromycota; Mucoromycetes; Mucorales; Cunninghamellaceae. Gene Ontology annotation, molecular function: transcription corepressor activity. The coding region runs from base 19 to 453 and encodes 144 amino acids. The transcript has 5 exons.